Coprinopsis cinerea okayama7#130 is the source of this 1371-nucleotide messenger RNA. RefSeq names its product TdiD protein. Gene Ontology annotation, molecular function: transaminase activity; pyridoxal phosphate binding. The transcript has 5 exons. Lineage: Eukaryota; Fungi; Basidiomycota; Agaricomycetes; Agaricales; Psathyrellaceae. The record is from RefSeq and is a predicted model, not a curated record. The coding region runs from base 19 to 1371 and encodes 450 amino acids. Gene Ontology annotation, biological process: biosynthetic process.
ACGAACCCUGCAUCCAGCAUGACUCUGACCUUCACUCCCUUACCAGAAGCAUGGCAUCGCAAUCGACUGUCAAAGACGUCAGCAGCGCGAAAGCCUGCCCCAAUAUGGGACCUCCUCCCAGCCGAAGAGGCGCCUGGAGUGAUAUCUAUGCUUGCUGGAAAGCCCAAUCCAGCCACCUUUCCAUUCCGACAUAUUCACCUGGGGGUACGAGCUCCGGGCGCUUCUGACAGCGCCCAGACCGAAACCCUCGUGAUUGAAGGGGAGGAACUCGAUCGAGCGCUGCAGUAUGGUACUACCCCUGGGAUGGGCGAGUUGCGCGAAUGGUUGACAAACUUGACCAAGGAGGUUCAUAAGAGGGAUCCAAGCGAAGGAUGGCGCGUCUCGCUAGGUCCAGGGAGCCAAGAUAUAUUGUACAAAGCGCUUCACGCGCUGUUGAACCCUGGGGAUACUGUUAUCAUCGAGGGACCAACAUAUCCCGGAACCACGCCCAUCCUGGAGGCGAUUGGCUGCGACCCUGUCACUAUCGAGGUAGACGCCGAAGGAAUUGUUACAUCUGAGUUGGAGAGGGUCCUCUCCACCUGGGAUAACAAUGGGAACAGGCCGUUCCCAAAGGUGGUCUACACGAUCCCUUUCGGAGGCAACCCAUCGGGCAUGACCGCAAGUCAGAGGCGACGCAUCGAAGUCCUAAACAUUGCAAGGAAGUAUGACAUGAUCAUCAUCGAAGACGACCCCUACUACUUCCUGUACUAUGGAGACGAGCCGAAACCAACUUCUUACUUUUGUCUUGAAAAAGAGAUGGGUGGCGAAGUUGGGAGAGUAUUGAGACUGGACAGCUUCAGCAAGGUGGUUGCGGCGGGUUUCCGGCUAGGAUGGCUGACAGGUCCAGAGACCCUGGUUGCAGCGAUCGAGCGGCAUAGUUCCAUAAGCGUCGUCCAGGCGUCCUCUUUGACUCAGGUCGUCGUUCUCAAACUCCUCAGAGAGUGGAAAAUCGAAGGUUUCCUUCUUCACGCAGACGCAACGGCCAAAUUCUACCGCCAGCGAAGGGACGCGUUCCUGGGGUACCUCAACCGGCAUUUGACUGGACUUGCGGAGUGGACGGUACCAGAAGCUUCAAUGUUCUUCUGGGUGAAGUUGCGCCUACCGCCCACGCUGGAUUGUCACAACGUCCCUUCCGAAACCGACUCUCACACUUUCAUUCGACACAAAGUGAUGGAUCGAGGUGUCCUUGCCCUUCCCGGGUCUACCGCGUACGUCGACGGAAGGACAACUGCGCGAGUUCGAGUCUCGUUUAGUCUUUUAUCGGAUGAGCAGAUGGAUGAGGCACUUAGGCGCUUAUCUGUGGUGUUGAAGGAGGAACUAGGCGAGAAUUGA